AUGUCUUUUCUAUUGUACGCUUGUUUUGCGGUGAUUCUGACGAUGAGCCAGGCUUGUUUCUCGGCUGGAGUUUGCGGGGGAGGCUGCUGUGGAGGAGGGCCACCGCCUUGUAUGCCACCACCGCCACCUACAUGUAUGGGCGGUUGCAAUCGAGGCUAUUCGUGCGGUCAAUUCGGCUGUUAUCGAGUGCGGGCAAAGGCGCGCAGCAGCAAGACACUUGCCAUCGAAGAAAGGAAACAAUUGGCUAGCAUGACACCCGACGAGAAGUUCAUGUCCUGUUGCCAGGAUCGGGCUCUCCCCGACGCUUGCCUUACCAAGUGCACCUAUCGCUCGUUCACCCGAGAGACGCUACAAGCAAUGUACUUCAAAACUGACUCUUGCCCAAUCCAAGCCGUUGCCGAGUUGCAAUUCUGCGCAGCUCAGGGUCGAGACCACUCCGGUUGUUGUCGGCGUAAUGGAGUGACGACAACGCUCUCUGGAGAGAAAUGUCUCACUUUUUGCGAUCAACGACCUGGAAAUGUCACAAAGCUCGACAUGACCUAUUUGCCGUGCUUCGAGCGAUUCGACAAUAUGAAGAGCUGCUUCUGGUACGAUAUCUCCCAGGGUGAGGGAUCCGCUCAUCCACCCGUUUCCCUUCCAACGCAUCAUCACGAGGAAAUCGAAGAGAAUCGAGACUCGCCGAUUAUCACAAAUGAGAGAUCGAUUAGGGCACGAACCUUUCGAAUUGGAACACAU
Molecule: messenger RNA, 735 nt
Organism: Mesorhabditis belari
Lineage: Eukaryota; Metazoa; Nematoda; Chromadorea; Rhabditida; Rhabditidae
Source: the annotation of a GenBank genome assembly